Eriocheir sinensis (Chinese mitten crab) is the source of this 7885-nucleotide messenger RNA. Its product is annotated as neuronal acetylcholine receptor subunit alpha-10-like. Bases 136 to 1875 code for a protein of 579 amino acids. The record is from RefSeq and is a predicted model, not a curated record. Gene Ontology annotation, cellular component: postsynaptic membrane; synapse; neuron projection. Gene Ontology annotation, molecular function: transmembrane signaling receptor activity; acetylcholine-gated monoatomic cation-selective channel activity. Gene Ontology annotation, biological process: chemical synaptic transmission; regulation of membrane potential; monoatomic ion transmembrane transport. The transcript has 9 exons. NCBI's taxonomy places the organism in Eukaryota, Metazoa, Arthropoda, Malacostraca, Decapoda, Varunidae.
CUCUCUCCUUUCUCAGGCAGCAGUAACACCAAUACCUCCGCCACCUCCUCCUUCCCUUCCUCCUCCUCCUCCUCCUCCUCCUCGUCCUCCACCGUCACUACCUCCUCCACAGCCUCCACCUCCACCUCGACGACCAUGGGCGCAGAGGCGACGUGGCCCAAGACCCUCAAGCUGGAGAUGAACGACGAGAAGCGGCUCCUGGACUCCCUGAUGGCCGGCUACGACAGGAACGUGAGGCCGGUCCGGAACGCCUCCAACCCCAUCGUCAUCCAGCUCGGCAUCACGCUCACCCAGAUCUUCGACAUGGACGAGAAGAACCAGGUGUUGACGACCAACGUGUGGCUGGACCAGGAGUGGGUGGACGAACUGCUGCGUUGGGACAAGAACGAAUACAACGGCCUUGAGACGAUCCGGCUGCCGUGUGAGAAGAUCUGGUUGCCGGACAUCGUGCUCUACAACAACGCCGAUGACUACACGCGGGGGUACAUGCAGAGUAAGGCGAUGGUGGGCCACGAGGGGAAGGUGUUCUGGCCGCCCCCCACCAAGUUCCGCUCCACCUGCCCCGUCGACGUCACCUACUUCCCCUUCGACGACCAGACCUGCAUCCUCAAACUCGGCUCCUGGAUCUACGACGGCUUCCAGGUGGACGUGACCAACAGGACGGCCGACGUGGACCUCACCAACUACAUCCCAAACGGCGAGUGGGAGCUGCUGGAGGCGCGGAUCAUCAGGAACGUCAUCUACUACUCCUGCUGCCCCGAACCCUUCCCGGACGUCACCAUCACCAUCACGAUCAGACGCAAGACGCUCUACUACAUGUACAACGUCGUACUGCCGUGCAUGAUGAUGUCCGUGCUGACGCUGCUGGUGUUCUGCCUCCCGCCGGACUCGGGGGAAAAGAUCGCCCUGGGAGUCACGGUGCUGCUCGCCUUCAGCGUCUUCAUGCUCGCCAUUGCUGAGAAGAUGCCGGAAACCUCGGAGUCCAUCCCGUUGAUUGGCAUCUACCUCACCGCCGUGAUGACGAUAACCUCCAUCAGCAUCAUCAUGACCGUCAUCGUACUCAACUGCCACUACCGGGGACCCAUCCAGAGAGAGGUCCCGCCCUGGAUGAGAAGCCACGGUACCAGUAAGUGUAAGAGCGGGGCGUCCUCCACCUCCGCCACCACCACCGUGACCACGAGGGCAAGACGGAGUUUCUUCGGGCGCGGCCUCAAGCGGCGGCGAGCCAAGACGACGAAGAACAACGGCGAGGACGUCAGCCUCACGAACUCCAACGCUCACGCCCGCGUCGUCACCACCGCCCUCUACGGGGACUUCUCUAACAACGUUUCGAAGGAUCACCAUGUAUCCAAGAGCGACACGAUCCGGCUGACGGUGGAGAACGUGAGCGACGACCUGAAGGACGGCGGCCAGGGCGACUACUCCAGCGCCGAGGACCUGCACAACCUCAACAUCGGCUGGCGGGACUACAACAACGACACCAACACCUACAGGAGGAACACCACCGCCAACAGGUGUGUGAGUGUGGGUGUGGGUGUGUGGGUGUAUUCAUGUGAGUGUUUGUGUGUGUUUACUUUCGUCAUUCGGUUCCUUCAUACAGUAACUUCAUCUCUGUCCUUGUGGCAGCACGUACAGCCCAAAUCUGGCCCCUGUGAGCAGCAAUCGGGCCCAGGAGGAGAUCAUCCGGGCGCUGAAGAUCCUCUUGAGCCGCCAGGAGCGCGAGGACGCCGAGAAGAAGCGGCUCAACGAGUGGCGCGUCAUCGCCAUCGCCGUGGACAGGAUUCUCUUCUGGAUCUUCUUCAUCGUGACAACCGUGAGCUCCGUGGUGUUCCUGGUCAUCCUGCCGGUGGUGAAGCGCUCCGAGUACGUCCGUAAUACCUGAGAUCGCCUGGGUGCCCCCCGCAGUGCACCAGUGUAGUGCUAAUUGUGCCCUCGUCCCCCCAAGGUGGUUGUAACUGACCACGAGCUGCUGCUUUCCCUCCAGGUGGACCCUGAGAUCUCUUUGUCUUGGUCUGUGUCGCGCCCCGCCACACUCGUCCUCUUCAGCGCUGGUAGAAGGCUCACCCUCUUUGGCUCGCAUGUAGUCCCGGGCGAACCCAGAGUUUUGUAUCACUGCAUCCCUGGUAAUACGACGAAUGAGAAGCUGACAGGGUGGCAGGAAGGACUCGUGGCUUGAAGGACGGUGCUAUUGUUGUAGGGAAGAGUCUAAUCUUUCUACCACGUUUGAAGGCACACUUUUGGCCGGGUACGGAGCGUUGGCCGUGGUCGGCGUGUCCACUCUGUGAUAAUGGCUUCCAGACCCCUCACGACUAUUGUCACGUUGCAGUAACAGGUAGAACAAGAUCGGUGCUUUCUCUGCCUUUCAACGGGACAUGUUUAGUAUAGUUGUGUGGGCGCUCGACGUCACAACUGACCCACUCGAGUAUUUGUAAAUCGCUGAGGAGGCUAACCUGUUGUAUAAAGAUGAAUAAUACUAUAACUAUAAGUUGUUACGUGCCAUCUCAGCGAUGGUUUAGCGGAGGGCCACCAGGGUGUCCCAGGCGACGGGCAGACGUCACCUCCGCCUUACACUUGUCACAUGGUCGAGGGAGUUGCUCGUCCGACUCCCGCCGUGGAUGACGCUGAGCGGCCGUGGGUGACUCCGACGUAUUUGUAAGCCUUAACAAAUAUAAUGUAUAUGGAAAUUAUUUAUAUUAGUAUAGAUAUGCCUCGAAACAUAUAUGGAGAAUAUAUAUAUAAAUAAAUAUAAAUAUAUAUUAACCCGUAGUCCUCAUAUGACAUAGUAGAGAAAAAAAAUCAUUAUAAUUGCACAAAACUUUUCGGGCAAGUAAGAGUCACCGCGGAGGGCCGAGUUGGCUCCUCCGCGUCUGUACUUUGUCUGCGCCGCCGCCUCCCUCAAGGGCGUUCUCUGAUUGGAGGAGCAGCUUGUGUCGGAGCUACAGACAACGCCAACCUGCACCAUGAAAUUUACCCCCUCCCCCGUCACACCCCCUCUAAACACACCCCAAAGAUAGCCGCGUAUCCUCCCCUCACUGUACUCCUGUUUCUCGUCUCCUCGUCUCCCCCGUCAACAUUCCCGGAGCCCCGGCAUCCAGUCCUCCUCCUCCUCCCCUAACCUUGACGUUCCUGAGCUAAGGAUGAUGUGGAGUGACUAGCUGGUGACCGUCGCUAAUCCCAAACCCAUUAAAAGGCCUCUUGAUCCUCACUCACGCCUCUUGGAACCCGCCGGCCAGAACCCCCUUGCGUGCGUAGCGCCUUAGGUACCUCCGCAGCCCGUGUGUGUUUUGCUACUGUUGACAAGGGAUUCAUUACGGGUUUCGGGCGAGAUUUAUACUCCGAAAUGUAGAGACUAUGCGGCACACCUGUCUGUCUCAGGUGAGCGUGCACACACACAUAUAUACACAUACACACUUAAAUAACUUCAUAUCAUUUCAUUCAAUCAAGUGUGUCCUGCGUGCCGGGGUCUUCUGAGUCUGCGGAGGAAGCUCAGUCGUUGUAAAGGUCAGAGGUUAGAGGUGGAGGUGGACGGGAUGGUGGUGGUGGUGAUGGUGGAGAUGAGGAGUGGUUUGGUGGUGAAGGUUAGCGUGGUUGUGGUGGUCGCAGAGGCAAGUUUUCUCUGCGGUUUUGCAGCUCGUAGAAAUUUGUCGUCGCUUCGAUACAAAAUACGGAAACGGGUCUUCAGAUAUUUGUAAAUUUCCAUUGUGGACCCUGAGCCCGCUUUGUUAGUUGUGACAUCUGUGCCGAUGCAAAGUGACUGGAGGCUUCACACAGUAGGUCUGCGUCUGGAUAGUGCUUGAGACGGUAGAAGAGGCAUUGAAAGAUUAAUGUAAUUGCGUACGUAUUGAUUGGCCUGUCCGUUGUUUAACCACUUGAUAAUUAUCUUUGAAGUUUUUCUUUCUAAUUCUGAGCCUCAAAGGUCAUUGUAUCAUUCCCGUUUGGAUUGAUUUGAGCGGUAUGGUUUUUCAUCCCAUAGUUAUUGCAGACACCAUAAUUAAUGAUGUUAUUUUUCUAGUGUAUAUCUUGGCCGUCUACCCUCAGUGUUCUCAUCCCUUCUAUAACGAUAUGUUGUUUCACGUGAAUGGAUCGCGAGAGCAAGGUCUCAGCGCAUGCGUUGUGGUGUGAUGGUAGUGUUGUUGUUGUUGUUGUCCUUGUCAGCGCUGGUUGUGUGACGCAGUGGCCGCGUCGGUCCGCGGGUCCCCGGCCGGUGCACCACUUGCUCAGGCGGGUGUCGCGGGGCUGCCCCGCAAGACAGACACUCGCCUGAGAUUUUCUUACUCACUCCCGUGGAGCCAGCCAUCGAAAUUAUUCGAUAUUUUACUACAUCUCUCUAAAGCCUGAAAAUUUGCCAACCAAACAAUUUUGUACAGCGAUGGAUGGCGCCGAGCGGAGCUAAGUGUUUCGUCGAAGUGAUACUCUACGCCGCUGGCGUUUGUCUUUACAACUAUAAACUCUUGAAGAAGUCAAGAGUAAAAUCUCCAGCUGGUAUGGAGUUAAUAUUUGUAUCCUUUUGUAAAUACUGAUAGGAUAAUCUUGGCUUGCACUUUUCAAAGCGUGUACAGAACUGCAUCAUUAACUCUGGUCGGCAAUAAUAGCCUUAAUGUGCGUUGGUCGCGGCUGUGUACCUCGGCAGGACCAGCCCCCGCGCGGCGCCUCCUCAACCGAACACUGUUUCCAUACAGCCGUGUAAUGUAUACAGAACCAGUGUCAUGGACACAAUUUCCCAAUAGGUUACUCUGCCAUACAACAGGUUUUAAUGCCUUCAUUAAUUUACGUUUGUUCUUAUCCUUUCUCCUCUUUAAUUGCCUACGAUAUGAUUUGAUAUAUUUGUUCUUUACCUACCCAGAAAUGUCAAAAUGACUCAAAAUUAUACCUUGCUUUCCAUGUUAACAUGUGUUCCCUUAUUUAAUGUUUUCAUUGGUUCCUGGUGCGCGCGUGGGUCCAUGAGUGAGGGUGUUGUGGAAAGUGCAGGGUGCAGGAGCUCCCGGAGCGUACCGUGCCGCAAGGUUAGCUGGUCACUGCAUUAGCCGACACAGGCACGCCGGGGAGCGGCACCGCCCGGCUCGGAGGGGGCUCGGCCCUGCCCACUGCCGCCGUGGCCACACACACGAGUAAACAGACGCCAAAGAAAAUUGGUCCUAGGUGUCCUGUUAAAAAAAAAGAUGCAAGUUUGAUUAUGGUGAUAAUGAUAAAACUAAUAAUAUUAGUGGUAAUGAUGAUCAUGAUGAUGAUGAUGAUGAUAAUAAUAAUAAUAAUGAUAAUAACAAUAAUAAUAAUAAUAAUAAUAAUAAUAAUAAUAAUAAUAAUAAUAAUAAUAAUAAUAAUAAUAAUAAUAAUAAUAAUAAUAAUUUAAUAUACAAGUAAAAUGAUGAAAUAAGUAAAAGAAUACUGAUCAUAAAAACAAGAUGCGAUGAAGGAAAAUUAAGAAAUGCUGGAGCUGCAGGACAAGACAACAAUAAUGGGGAGAAGAGGAGGUGAAAACACAGGCCGGUACCUAAUGAAGAGAGAGAGAGAGAGAGAGAGAGAGAGAGAGAGAGAGAGAGAGAGAGAGAGAGAGAGAGAGAGAGAGAGAGAGAGAGAGAGAGAGUGUGUGUGUGUGUGUGUGUGUGUGUGUGUGUGUGUGUGUGUGUGUGUGUGUGUGUGUGUGUUUAUAAUGAUUUUUCCUAGUGAUUUUAAUUUAUCCAUACUAUCUUUUCUUCAUAUAUUGUUACAUUUUUGUCAUAGUUAUCGUUAUUAUCAUUUGCCUUAUCAUUAUUACUUGCUCCCACGUUAGACUUACUAUUGAAACCGCAACAUCGGAAGGCGACAGUGGUGGUGGUGGUGGUGGUGGUGGUGUGGGCGAUUUAUAAGUGUCACUUGUAUAUAUUUGACGAAGCUCCUCGCCGGCAGAAAACCAGCUUCGUGCGCACGUCUGCUCAAACCGUAACGUGGCCCAAGACCUUCAUCACACACACACACACACACACACACACACACACACACACACACACACACACGCCAGAUUAUCUCACCGCUUCUCAUCGUCUCGUGGGUUCGCCUCGCACGCCGUCGCUCCACUCAUCGUUCAGUCCUCAUGUCGGUCGGUGUUUGGUCGUCUCCUUGGCAGUUUCCGGUCGUCGAAGCGCCAGAUGCACCUCAGCCUCCUCAUCCUCGUCAAAGCUCAUCACGAAAGUAUUCAUAGUGGUCACCAGUCACUCGUUUUUCUCUCCAUAAUAUUCAUAGUUGUCACCAGCCACACUUUUCUCUCUCUCUCCAUCGAAUAAAGAAGUCAUCUAUAUACUUAUUUUCAUGCCCUCAGAUCAACGGUUUUCAAUGUGCAUUCACAGGUAUAUCACAGGUAUCUUAUCUUCGUUGCCAAAUAUCGUCCCAUUUGUAACAUACCAGUGUUUAUUAUUAUUACUGUUUACUAUUAUUACUGUUCUGAUUUCCGAUUUCUUUCCCCUAUUCUUUGUCAACCGUUUGCUCGUCACCGUUCGCUAAGUCGUUAUGGAUAUGUAAUCAAAUUCAUCUUGCUUACCUUUCCUUCGAUGAUUUUAACCUUCUUUUUAUCUAUCUAUAUCUAUCUACCUAUCUGUCUAUCUAUAUCUAUCUACCUAUCUAUCUAUCUAUCUUUCUAUUUUUUGCUGGCUUUCUUUUCCGUCACACACGCAGAGGCAGGGGAGCAUUGAGUUUCAUCCACUACAUUCUUAUUUAGUCACAUCACGCUCCCCAUUUCUUUCAUGUGCCAAAACUUUUAUUUCCAUGUAUAUAUUGCACCUUAUGUAGAUAUAAGCGUGCCGUUUUUGAUAAGAUUUUCUGUUACUGUCACCUUUUUGUCCACAGCACUUAGAACAUUAAGUGUACAAAUACCUCUCCACAACCAACCUACCUGACCCUGUCACCCUCUCUCCCAGCAGUCACUUGCCCGUUCUACCUGUCCAUAUCUUGUGCCUGUAGGUGCCGGUGAUGACCUUCUCAACCUCGUAUGUACCUACUACCCCCCCCCCUCCCCCCCACGCAGGAAACAGUCCCUUGAGUUGCGUAGUGAGUCAUCAUCAUCAUAACAUUUGGGUGUUAGAUUUGUUCCCUCUCAGCAGCCAUUGACUCAUCCUCACAGCCUGUCUCUGUUUAUCAGGUGGCGCCAACUAUCUACUGUUCUGUAGCUAUAUAAUCAUGUGACACUGUGCAAGCUUUUACCCUGCAUCAUCUGUACGACUAUAUUCUUCUACUGUGUGUGUUUGUACGUUUAAGGCUUCUUUUGUCGUGAGCAUUGAGGUACUGCAGUGCUGGCAGGACAGUGGUAUGCUGCAGGGCGACCUCGACGCCUAUUAGGGCACCCAGCUGCUGAAGACAAUGUGAUUUUUCCUUAAUUUCAAAGCAAAUCUGAAAAGAGUUAUUUAAGUGUACAUUACCCAUGGAACUGCGUCAGUGCACCCGUCACUGCAGGACCCCAAACUCCUAUUCUAGCUUUUGUUCCUCCUCCGGAAGGCGGAGUAACUGUGCCGUGACGACCAUAGUUCAGAUACAAACUAGUGUAAGAGAACUGCUGCAGGGAUACUGAUAUUUCCGAUGUUAUUGCGCUUCACUGCUCCUCGACUUGAGUGUGUUGGGGUGACUCCGCGCCGCUGAGCCCCGGCGGCCCGAGGCACCGGGCGGCAGGAACAAGUCAGCGCGAGCAAACUGGGCGAUUGUCUACGUAGGUCAGAUUUUUACUCACAGAAUGGGUCAGGACGGUGCGGCCCCCGUGGCGCCACCAGCUGCUGGCCGGAGCCGCGACGGCUCCUGUGCGGUUGUUAUGUGUCAUGUUGAGCCACCAGGACCCAGCUGGUCAACCGUGUAUUAUUUGUAACUGCAAUAGAUAUAAAUGAAUAAAUAAUUUUUGUAAAGUUGUGGUCUCGCUUCCCUUCUG